Molecule: messenger RNA, 1310 nt
Organism: Arachis duranensis
Lineage: Eukaryota; Viridiplantae; Streptophyta; Magnoliopsida; Fabales; Fabaceae
Exons: 9
Coding region: 325-1155 (276 amino acids)
Biological process (GO): proton transmembrane transport; potassium ion transport
Cellular component (GO): mitochondrial inner membrane
Source: RefSeq, a predicted model, not a curated record
CCGCCAUAAUCAUCCAAAUUCUCUCCCCCAAAAGUUCCUAACCCGUUUCCUAUUUCAUCGCCAUCAUCUUCAUACUGAAUACUGAAACAGCGAAACUACCUUCUUGUCCGUUUGUGAAUGUGUAGUUUUUUCGUUCACUCUCUCCCCACAAAACGCAUCGUUUUGACAUCAUCUCUUUCGUCAUUCAAGCCUCAUUCGUAAUUUGCUUCUUUUCAGGAUUCGGAUUCUGCUUCAUUUCACAUCAAAGAUUGUAACUUCACCGCCAAGACUGAACAUUUCUCUGGUUGGAAACUUUCUAGGGUUCUUGCCGCCAAAAGAGUCAACAUGAGAGCCAAAUUGGUUGUGUUCCCAAUACGAGGGAGAAACUGGUGCUUCAGCAGAGCCAUUGAUCAUUCUCUUAAGAAUUCAGCUACUUCUUCUUCUCAUUCUCCUCCAACGUUCAAAGAACUGUGGAAGGGCGUUAAUGUUGCUGAUAAACCCUUUAAUGCCAAAGCUGAGCUUCUUGCUGAUUACUGUGGCAACAAGAUGAAUAAAGCUUGGAUUGGUUUGGAAAAAGCACCGGAUGGGUCUAUCAAGAAGAAGAUUCAUGGGUGGGGGUCAUGGCUUUUGUCACAGGUUAAGCCCUCCGAGAUUUUCUUGAAAUCUAUAUCGAAUGAAGUCACUAGCGUCGAAGUCAUUUACCCUUCAAGUCUGAAUGCACAACUUGUUCGCCGAAGAUUAAGACAUAUUGCUAUGAGGGGAACAAUUAUCCACCGGAAAUACUUGUAUGCUACAGUUUCAUUGAUUCCAUUUUCCUCUGCACUGAUGGUUUUACCUUUGCCUAAUGUCGCAUUCUUCUGGGUUUCAUUUCGGGCUUAUUCUCAUUGGAGAGCCCUUCAGGGAAGUGAGAAGCUAUUCCAACUCGCCUCGGAUAGCAGCAAGAUGUCUAACACAUCGACUCAUAAGAAGGAAACUGAGCAUAAGGACUCAACCAAUAAAACCAAUAAUAGUUCAGAUGAACCACACUUGAAAUUGCUGCCAUCGGAAGAACUUGAUGAUCUUGUUGAACUUGAAGAUGGGAAAGACGGCCUGAGUCAACAAGCCAUCACAAAAAUUUGCAAGAUAUAUGAUUUGAACACCAUAGAUGUUCUAAAAUACAAGAAAUCUACCUUUUGAUCAUCACAAUUUUGUAAUGCAACAUGCUUUUUUUUUUCACCAAUUAAUUCAUUCACAUUUUUAGGUGUAAUUACAUGAAUUUUUUGUAAGUAGGAUUUUACAGAGAUACUAACUGGUUCAGAGUUUUGAGUACAUAUUACUCGUGAAUAACUUCG